GCUGAACCCAGUCGCCAGUUGAACAUUGUUUCCAAUAUGCAUUUCGGCUCUGUAUGAUUUUCUCUGAUGUGUGUGUGCGAGCGCAGGUACAUGUGUGUGUGCAUACUGUUGUCCAGUAGUGUGUGAGCCUGAGGUGCAGGAGGUGUUAAUUCCUACCUUCCCAGAGAGGGUAAGUGUGCAGAGAGGCUACAUCACCCCCCAGCAGGUAUAUAACCUGUUGAACGCAGAGGCUGGACAUCCCGCUCUACAUGAUCCGAAUUACAUCCUCAUCCUGGACUGUCGCAGUGCAGAGAGGUACAAGCAGAGUCAUCUGGUUACAGCCAGGGCUAGUGUGACAGUGAUCCACCCAGAUCUGGGCUGUCUGAUCAGCUGUGUGCAGCUCCAGGAGUUCUCUAUCAUAUUGUUGUACGCUGAGGAGGGCCACAGCCCAGUGGGCAGUUUGGAGGCCAGGGCAGCCUCCCCGUUCCUCCAGCGCUGCUUCUUCCAGCUCAGUGACCUGGGCAUGGACCCUGUCAUCCUCCUAGGGGGCUUCGCCGCCUUCCACACCCUCUACCCCUUCCUCUGCAACUCCCGCAUGGCUCUUCUAGAACCCGACAGGUACGCCCUCACCAUCUACCCCUCUGAGAUCCUGGAAGGGGAGCUCUACCAGGGCUCAGCUGCUCAGGCCUCUGACUACCACAUCCUUGAGAACCUUAACAUCACCCAUGUGGUCAACGCUACGGCUGAAUGCCCUGAUGCAUUUCCCAGCACCCUCAGCUACCUGAGGCUGCGGCUGAGCGAUGACGCCCAGCAGGACUUAGUGGAGGCGCUGCCCCAGGCUGCGAGGUUCAUCGCUGGAGCCCUGAGCAGCGAGGUUGGGGGUAGGGUGCUGGUGCACUGCAGCAUGGGGCGGAGCCGUAGCUCAGCGCUAACGCUAGCCUUCCUAAUGCAGCACCAGCGCUGGACACUGCUGCAUGCCAUCCGCUGGCUGAAGGAGAGGAGAGCAUGCACGGCGCCCAACGUGAACUUCCUGCGGCAGCUGUUGACCUACGAGGAGCAGCUGUUCGGACGAAGGCUUACCUCGCUGGACGACAUCCGCCUGUGAAGUUAUGUGGUUUGGGCAGUGCAGUUUCUGUGCAUAAUUCAUGGAGAGGGAGGUGGACUGUGGACAGAGCCCACUGUGAUUCAAAUAAUGCCGUUUUUAAAGACUCAUUGGGAGAGUUGUAUGACCUUGAUGGUCUUAAUAACUUUAAGCAGUUUGGUUUUCUUUGUCAUUGUUGCCCUAGGUCUAGGACUGUGUUUUAUUAAGGGUUAUUUGAGGGAUGAUGUUUUUUCAGAACACUAGGAUGCUGAUGUUGCAGCAUUAGAGUCAAUAAGGGGAGAGGAAGUGAAUAUAUUUGCAUCAGUGCUGAUACCAGCUUAUACAGAGGCCAUCUGUGUAUUCAAUGCUUGGUUAGAAACUUGUUCAGCUCUAAUAUUUUGUCUGGGACCUGGUAGAGCUACAAAUAAUAUAAACAUAUUUCCCUGUUCUCCUAUCA
This is a messenger RNA of Oncorhynchus gorbuscha (pink salmon), 1517 nucleotides long. Its product is annotated as probable rhodanese domain-containing dual specificity protein phosphatase. Gene Ontology annotation, biological process: protein dephosphorylation. The record is from RefSeq and is a predicted model, not a curated record. The transcript is spliced from 3 exons. The coding region runs from base 503 to 1084 and encodes 193 amino acids. NCBI's taxonomy places the organism in Eukaryota, Metazoa, Chordata, Actinopteri, Salmoniformes, Salmonidae. Gene Ontology annotation, cellular component: cytoplasm. Gene Ontology annotation, molecular function: protein tyrosine/serine/threonine phosphatase activity.